CUCCCAGGGUGAGUUCACUCACUUCUUGCUCAGGGCUUUGCAGCCACAGUGAGCCUAGGCUGGGGAGACUGGAAGGAUCAGAGGUCCAGGCAGGGCCCAGGGCAGGAAGAUGGCCAGUGUGGGCAGCGACCUCAGCACCAGGAUGUCUGUAGAAAACAAGCAUAUCUAUGACAUUGCUCUCCGCCACUUCAAAACACAGAAAGUCAAAAUUUCAAAUAUAAUAAAAGUAGCAUUUCCUUUCCUUGAACUUCUCCGUGACUAUGGAUUCAUCAGCAAUGAAAUAUAUGAAAAGUCUAAGGAAUCUUUUAAAACACCGGGUUCGGAACAGAAAGUCACAAUUGAUGUUCUCAAUGAAGUGGAGAAGACAUUUAACCUGUCCCUUCUGGAAGCAUUGUUCAGCAAGGACGUCAUGGACACCUACCCUGGUUUAAAUGAUAUUUAUAAAACCUUCAAAAAAGUAAUACCAAACAUAGAACAGUUCCUAAAAAGUGAUGGAGAAGAAAAUGAGGAGAGGCCUGAACAGAGCCUUGAACAAGAGAUCAACAGUGAGGACUCCAGAGAAUCCAGUGAUGGAGAUGAGCCCCCCGAAGCUUUGUAGACAAAAGGGGUCACAUGCUAACCUGACAAGCUCAGGGAAGGCCUGCAUGGCAGUCUUGAAAACUCAGAGACCUAAAGGAA
Messenger RNA from Myotis davidii, 678 nucleotides. RefSeq names its product nuclear body protein SP140-like protein. Gene Ontology annotation, molecular function: DNA-binding transcription factor activity, RNA polymerase II-specific. Gene Ontology annotation, biological process: regulation of transcription by RNA polymerase II. Lineage: Eukaryota; Metazoa; Chordata; Mammalia; Chiroptera; Vespertilionidae. The coding region runs from base 110 to 598 and encodes 162 amino acids. The transcript is spliced from 5 exons. The record is from RefSeq and is a predicted model, not a curated record. Gene Ontology annotation, cellular component: nucleus.